Ectocarpus sp. CCAP 1310/34 is the source of this 1813-nucleotide messenger RNA. Lineage: Eukaryota; Phaeophyceae; Ectocarpales; Ectocarpaceae. The record is from the annotation of a GenBank genome assembly.
GUAGCGCCGCCGUGAGGAUCCUCGUAACUCACAACCGAAGUGCUCUGCGAGACGGCUACCACCUCGAUUCGAGACGACUGCGACAUAAGCGAAUAUCCUGACUGAUCACCGGACCCGCUUGUGAGCGUUGCAGAGAGACCCCACCGCUACACCAGCCAGUGGUAUCCGACGACGAAUACCCGAAGAAACAUCAACUUCACCGUAGCGUGACAACCAACACCCCAUCGUGUCCAACACAACAAUGACUAUCUCCUUUGGCUGCUGCUGACCGCAGGCAGUGUUUUCGGUCUUUCGACAACAAAAGCUUGUGUCGAAAAGUACGAGCACGUUUGUUCGUAGCAGGAGUUUUGCUGUCGUCGGAAUCGUGGGUGUUUCCAGCCGCCACGCCGGGGGCAAGACGUACACACCGGUUGCGCGUAACAAGCGGAGAACGUGGGAACAUAAAAAACCUGGACAAAGAAAAGCGACAAGACUGGGCGACGAGAGAAAAGAGAGCGCGGGAUAGACAAAGAGACCAGGAGGUGCAGUUUCUCGCCGCAGCUAUAGGAAGGUGGCAUCCGGAGACAUGAAGCUACCGCGAAGCAACGACGAGCUGGUGGCGUACAUGAAGAAGCAUGGCAUGGUGAAAACGCCGGCUAUUAUCGAGGCGUUUCGGGCCGUGGACAGGGGAGACUUCGCCACCCCUAACCUAGGCCAGGUGGUGUACUUCAAUAGGCCGGUCCAGGACGGCGACGUCCACCUUUCGGCGCCCUUCAUCUACGCGGACGCCCUCGAAGAGCUGAGCCCCAGGCCGGGCAUGUCCUUCCUCAACAUCGGGAGCGGGACAUGCUACCUAUCGUACCUCGUCUCCAUGCUCGUCGGAGAGCUCGGCGUCAACCACGGCGUGGAGCUGAACGAGGCCCUGCUGGAGCAUUCGGCGCGCUGCAUCGCCUCGACGGACGAGAGGCUCGGCCGCAACACCGACAUACAGGUCCUCCACGGCAACGGGCUGAGGGUGGCGGUGGAGCCUGGAUGCGGGUACGAUUGCGUGUACGUGGGAGCGGGCUGCGACCCGGACCUGACGCUACCGUACCUCCAGGGUCUCCUCAACGUAGGGGGCGUGAUGGUGGUACCGUUUCGGGAGGAGCUCAUCCGCAUGGAGCGAAUGGCGGACGGGUCAUUUAGCAUCCGAGCCCUGUGCAACGUGUGCUUCUCGCCGAUAGUUAUGGCUGACGCAAAGAAGGAAGGAUUCCGCGGGACCCCGGAGCCUCCUCCGGCUGUGAGGUUUGUGGUGAAGCCAUGGUCUCCCUUGUGCCACUCCGUGUACCCCCGCUCCUUCCGCGAAACCGUGCUGAACGUGCUCAUGGCGAACGCUAGGGAGGACUCGCUCCCCGGCACUCUCCCGCCGGCUCUCUGGAUGGAGAUCAUGGGCUUUGCACGGAGGGAUUGGUUCUCAGAGUCCGCCAUCGUCCAGGAAAGAGAGGCAACGGCCAGGUCCAAGAGGACCGGCGGCGGCGGCGGCGGCAGCGGCGGCGGCGGCGGCCGGAAGGGAAAAGGAAAGGCGGCCAGGGGAAACCGGGGAGGAGGCGGUGGCAGCAUGGAUGCUUCUUCUUCUUCCUCCUCGUCUUCGAUGAUCACCUCGGGGUGUCUUGGGGCGGCCAGGACGAUGGCGCUGCUGCCCGUUAGGGCUGGCAGCGCGGCGGCGACGCAGGUGGUAGCGGUGCGAUCCGUUGUGUCCUCUUGCUUGGUCAAGGAGGUGCUUUGGUCUGGAAACAGGCAGGUCGCGGGGGAGGGGGAGAAACCUAGCAGGCUGACCAAGAGGCGGAGGAAGUAA